Molecule: messenger RNA, 1680 nt
Organism: Eublepharis macularius
Lineage: Eukaryota; Metazoa; Chordata; Lepidosauria; Squamata; Eublepharidae
Product: rap1 GTPase-GDP dissociation stimulator 1-like
Exons: 13
Coding region: 229-1680 (483 amino acids)
Biological process (GO): positive regulation of GTPase activity
Cellular component (GO): cytosol
Molecular function (GO): guanyl-nucleotide exchange factor activity; protein binding
Source: RefSeq, a predicted model, not a curated record
CUACACCUGGAACGACUCAGAUUUGGUGGUGAGGACAUUGAAGGUCAAGAUGAGAUUCUCGAAAGUCUCGAUGGAGUUCUGCAAGCUCUGGCUGAAGACAAACACAGAACUUCCAGUCUCCUUGCAGAAGGGGAGAUUUUGCCAGCUUUUGCCAGACUUCUGCAGGGCACUCCACUUUGUGCAGUGAAGGCAGCCCAGGUGCUUGCAGAGAUAGCUAAAAAUGAGGAAAUGAAGGUCCCCUGUAUUGAUGCUGGUUUGGUUCCCGUCUUGGUACCCCUUUUGGACAGCACCGAUCAAGAGAUGCUGCUUCAUGUCGGCCGGGCCAUUGGCCGUAUUUGCUACGAUAACAAUGAUCUUCAAGAACAGCUGGUGGGGGCAGGAGUGAUAACAUCAGUGGUCAGAAUAUUGUCAGACUAUCCAGAUAACGAACCCCUUGUCCGCGUCAACAUGCUCGCCUUGUCCAACCUGGCAGAUCUAGAUGUGGCUAAAGACGCCCUUAGCAAGACCAGGGCUGCCGAACAGCUGGUCCAUCAACUGCGACGGGUGAACCAUCACGAGAAGGUCGAGAUCAUUCUGGAGGUCCUUCAGACACUAGCAGAGAAUGAUGCCUUGAAAUUGCAACUGGCAGAAGCUGGUGUCCAGGAGGCUCUGGUAGAGAUCUUGCUGAGGCUGCAGGAGAGCUUCAGACCAGAAGAUAUGUGCAGCUUGAAGGCGGCAUCUGAUCUCGUCGUGUCCUUGCUGCUUGGGGAUGAAUCCAUGCAGCAGCUGUUUGCAGAAGGGCAUGGCGUGAUCUACCAGAGUGUGGGCACGUGGCUGGCAUCCAAGCACACCCAGUUACAACUGACAGGGGCUCUAGCAAUUGCUAACUUUGCCAGGAACGACAGCAACUGUGUUCGGAUGGUGCAGCUGGGAGUGGUACAUCAACUGCUGGAUCUUUUAGAGCAACACGUGGAAAGCGGAGACGUCUCGGUUCAACAUGCUGCGCUCAGUGCUCUCCGAAACCUUGCCAUACCAGUGGCUAACAAGGUCCAGAUGCUGGAUGAAGGGGUCGGCAAGCGGAUCCAGAUGCUUUUGAGGUCAGAGGUGCCACCUGUUCAAUUCAAGCUCCUUGGGACACUGAGAAUGUUGAUCGACGGUCAAGCUGAUGCGGCAGAAGAAAUGGGCCAAGAUCCCGUAUUGCUAAACAGACUGGUGCAGUGGUGUGAUUCAAAGGACCACACAGGAGUCUGCGGAGAAGCGAACCGACUGCUGGCAUCGCUCUUACGUCACAGUCGAUCUCACGAAGUUGUCAAAGCCAUUCAAGAGGCUCAAGGAGUGAAGCACCUGGUUUCCAUGGCAACAAGUGAGCAUGUCAUAAUGCAGAAUGAAGCUCUGAUCGCCUUGGCCAUUGCAUCCGCAGUCGGUUUAGAAAAUAUCAAAGAAGCAUUCAAAGAAGCCAAGCUGGUUCAGAAUAUACACAAACUGCUCAAAGCAGACAGUACAGGUCCAGAGGUGAAAUAUAAUUCCAUGGGUCUGUUGUGCAGCCUCCUCAAUUCAGCUGAGAUGAGACAAGAAGCUGAAAAGGAGCGGAUGAAAGAAACCCUGGAGACCCUCUGCAGCCACAGCAAUGGGAAUGUAGCCAAGCAAGCUCUCAUGGCUCUGCAGAUCCUGAACGAGGAGCACCACCUCUUUGAGCCAUAG